AAUCAAUAUAUAUGUAAUCGUAUCUUACUCUUCAUUCCAUCGUUAUUUAUAUAUCGUGUGUUAAUACUCUUUCACAAACACCCAUUCUGGGAAAUCGCCAAGCUUUGCCCCAUGCGGAUCUGUCUUCGUGGACCGUUCUGCAACGUAGCUCUCAGGAAGGGGCACUAUUUCCCAGGAAUGGUGGACUCUGCAGUACUACGUGCUCCAGCUGGGAUUUGGCGCAAGGUCGCUACGCGCGCCUCGCAAGAAAAUGGCGCCGAAUUUGAUUUUGAUCUUUUCACCAUUGGCGGAGGCAGCGCUGGAGUACGAGCAGCCAGAUACAGCGCUGGCCUUGGCGCAAAGGUGGGCUUGUGUGAGCUGCCGAGAGACCUGAUCUCCAGCGAUGAGAAGGGCGGCACUGGCGGCACUUGUGUGCUGCGCGGCUGCGUCCCCAAAAAGCUCAUGGCCCUGGCUGGGCUCUUUGCUGAGGACGUGCAGGAUGCGGCCAGCUUUGGGUGGGAGGUGGAGGGGCCGCCUCAACUGAGCUGGGAGAAGCUGCAGAGCAACAAGCGGCGCGAGCUAGAGCGGCUGAGCGAUCUGUACAUGGACAACCUGAAGAAGGCCAAUGUCGAGUUCAUUGAGGGGCGUGCGCGAAUCGUAGACCCCAACACUGUCGAGGUCAACGGAAAGCAGUACAGGGCGAAGAACAUCCUGGUCGCAACGGGGGGUGCAGCCAGCAUUCCACCCAUUGAUGGGGCGAGGGACUAUGCCAUCACCAGCGAUCAUGUCCUCAAUCUGGAUGAGCUCCCCAAAAAGCUGGUGGUUGUGGGCGGCGGCUACAUUGGCUGCGAGCAGGCGUCCAUCUUCAACAACCUUGGCACAGAAGUCUACCUCGUUGUGCGCCAGGACCUGCCCCUGGCUGGGUUUGACAGGGAGGCGUGCGCAUUUGUCAUGGAGCAGUACAAGCUGAGAGGCCUCCAUGUUUACGGGCAGAGCUCGCCCACGAAGGUGUCCAGAGGGGCUGAUGGGAAGCUGACCGUGCGCGUAGAGCCGUACAAGAGGGAUGGAGAUCCCUUUGACAUUGAGGAUGUCGAUCAGGUGCUGAUGGCCACUGGGCGGAAGCCCAAGACACAGAACAUUGGCUUGGAGAAUGUUGGGGCAGAGAUCGACGAAAAGGGCGGUCUAAAGGUGGAUGAGUUCAGCAGGAGUGUGAGCGUGCCCAGCAUCUGGGGCAUUGGGGAUGUGACUAAUAGAAUCCCCUUGACACCUGUCGCCCGCAUGGAGGGCAGCGCGCUCGCCAAGCACCUGUUUGGGGAUGAGGGGGAUGUGAAGCCUGACUACACAGCAGUUCCCAGCGUGGUGUUCUCCAGCCCACAGCUGGCGUAUGUGGGAAAGAAGGAGGACGCUGCAGUUGAGGAGUAUCAGGAUGUGGACAUCUACACUUCAAAAUCCACGCCCAUGAAGAACACGCUGGGGCGCAAGGAUGUGAAGGAGUUUGUCAAGGUGGUGGUGUCCGCCAAGGACAAGAAAGUGGUCGGCUUUCACAUGGUCGGCGCAGAAGCGGCAGAAAUCUUGCAAGGCUUCGCAGCAGCCUUGUAUGCGGGCAUCACAAAGCCGCAGCUGGAUGCAACCGUGGGCAUCCACCCGUCCAGUGCCGAGGAGUUUGUGACAAUGACCCAAACCACUCGCAAGUACCGGGGCGGCAAGCUUGUGGAGGGAGAGCCUCUCAAAUGCUGAAAUCCUUUUCUUCGAAAACAGUAUUGGAGUCUAAGUAUUGGAGUCAUUCCAAUUUGGCUGAUUUUGGACGCAAUUGGAGCACAUGAAAUCAUGGCGCUUACCAGGGGAUAGGUAGCUGACUGUCAGAACUGAAAUUUAUUGAAUCCCAUCAAUGCAAGAGUGUAUCAGGACCACAAUCUGCCUGCGUGACAUCUCUGGAUAAUUGCAAUGGAAACUCUGUCAUUGCAUUCGUGAUACUUGUGGCCACUAUUACUAUCACUGCGCUGCUUCAGCGAUCUUGAGACGGGGUGCUUCCUGCUAUGGGCCAAUCGCUACUGUUUUGGACUGUAUCAAUUGGACUGACUUCAGUCCUCAACAGUAUAGAAGUUCAAGAAGCAAAAGUAAAAUUAAAGUGUGAGGGAGGCCGCACGGGCACAACAUGGGACUGCGUGGUAGGGCAAUUGCCUCUUGGAUAUCUUGAUUCUGGCGCUCAGAGAGCGGCAGUUCUGUAAUGUUGCAAGGUG
Messenger RNA from Coccomyxa subellipsoidea C-169, 2219 nucleotides. Its product is annotated as FAD/NAD(P)-binding domain-containing protein. The transcript has 13 exons. NCBI's taxonomy places the organism in Eukaryota, Viridiplantae, Chlorophyta, Trebouxiophyceae, Coccomyxaceae. Gene Ontology annotation, cellular component: cytosol; mitochondrion. Gene Ontology annotation, biological process: glutathione metabolic process; cell redox homeostasis; cellular response to oxidative stress. The coding region runs from base 112 to 1716 and encodes 534 amino acids. The record is from RefSeq and is a predicted model, not a curated record. Gene Ontology annotation, molecular function: glutathione-disulfide reductase (NADPH) activity; flavin adenine dinucleotide binding.